AUGGAGGCCGAGGUUUUCAUGGCCUUGGCUCCGUCGGCUGGGCGGCUGGACGAGGCGGCGCUCAAGCGGGUGAACGCGGCGCUGCGCGGUCCCGCAGGUCACUGGAAGAAGUUCGUCUUGACGUUGGCGAGCGAAGGCCGGACCCCUUCCCUCGAGGAUGCGCCGCGCUUCGUUCGCUUCCUGGGCCACGAGCUCCGGGGGUGGGAUGAUAUGCGAGGUCAGAGAGUGAGACAGGCACGCUCACGACCUACAUCUAUACGGCGGACCAAGGCCCCGAUCAGAUUGGCCUCAAGAAGAUCGUUCCCGUUGAAAUUAUUCUGGCUGGCAUUUGAGAGGCACAACGUCUACUGCAGCGAGCGCCAAGGUCUCUGUGUUCGCGGUGUCGGGCUGCUCUGGCGAGAUGAUCCACCUCCUGGGACAUCAGCAGUGGGGCAGCGGAGCUGA
Messenger RNA from Prorocentrum cordatum, 444 nucleotides. Lineage: Eukaryota; Dinophyceae; Prorocentrales; Prorocentraceae. The record is from the annotation of a GenBank genome assembly.